GAUCCGGUUUGAUAUGGCGGCGUCGGCGUCGUCGUAGUUAUCAAGCUCCUCCUCGACUGCUCAACACUCAACACGAUCACAGACAACAGACCAACAGACAACUACAACAACCAGAAGGAAAAGUGAUCGCUCGUUGAUUGAAACCCAAUAAAUAUUAGUGAGUUAGCGUAGUUGUCAAAAUGGCGAGUGAAGGUUCAGCAAAUGUUAAUCCUAAUGCUGAAAUAGUGAGAGGACAGGUGUUUGAAGUGGGCCCGAGGUAUACUAAUCUCUCGUACAUGGGCGAAGGUGCUUACGGGAUGGUCGUAUCAGCUUAUGACAACGUGACGAAAACAAAAGUUGCUAUUAAAAAGAUAUCACCGUUCGAGCAUCAGACAUACAGCCAAAGGACGUUGCGGGAAAUAAAGAUCCUCACGAGAUUUCGGCAUGAAAAUAUAAUAGACAUAAGGGAUAUUAUACGUGCGCCAAGUAUUGAUCUGAUGAAAGACGUUUAUAUUGUUCAAUGUCUUAUGGAAACAGAUUUGUAUAAAUUGUUAAAGACACAGGCCAUAAGUAAUGAUCAUAUAUGUUAUUUUCUAUAUCAAAUACUACGAGGAUUAAAGUACAUACACUCAGCGAAUGUUUUGCACCGUGAUUUGAAACCAAGUAAUUUACUUUUGAAUACCACGUGUGACCUUAAAAUAUGUGACUUCGGAUUGGCGCGUGUCGCGGAUCCAGAUCACAAUCACGCGGGUUUUCUCACGGAGUACGUUGCCACCAGGUGGUAUCGCGCCCCAGAGAUAAUGCUUAACUCGAAAGGUUACACAAAGUCAAUAGACAUUUGGUCCGUGGGUUGUAUUUUGGCGGAAAUGCUGUCACGUCGUGCAAUAUUUCCCGGCAAACACUAUUUGGAUCAGUUGAAUCACAUUCUCGGUGUUCUCGGUUCUCCUUCUUCUGAAGACCUCGAGUGCAUCAUCAACGAGAAGGCGCGUAAUUAUUUACAAUCGUUACCGUACAAACCCAAAGUACCGUGGACUAGUUUAUUUCCAAAUGCGGAUCCACGUGCGCUUGAUUUGCUUGACAAAAUGCUGACAUUCAAUCCAAACAAAAGGAUCGUCGUUGAAGAUGCACUUGCGCAUCCCUACCUCGAGCAGUAUUAUGACCCCGCUGAUGAGCCCGUCGCGGAAGAGCCAUUUAGAUUUGAUAUGGAGCUAGAUGAUCUUCCCAAAGAAGUUCUCAAGCAGUACAUAUUCGAUGAGACCGCACAGUUUUCGGAAAAUCACCAGGAUAAUACAAUGUAGUUAAUUAAUAGGGGAAAAUAAACGGGACAGCCUUGAUCAUCGGCGUUAACUUUUAUUAUUUAUCAAGUAAUGUGUUAGAUUGAAUUUAAUUAAUAGUUAAUAGUAAUAAUAACAACAACAACAACAACAACAACUUAAGUCAGAUAGAGUUUCAAUGCCAGUUGUAAAGUUUUAGUUAAGUUUUAGCCAAGUGAAACGGGGGCUGAUAAAGGUCAAAGACCAGAUUGAUGUGACUAAUUAACAAUAUUUGAUAUUAUUGCCUCUCAUCAGUUGCCGAUCUCGUCUCACGUUGUUGUAACUCGUUCAUUCGCGAUUUAAAAAUCGCGAUGACGAUAGUGUCCAUAUGCAUAAUAUUAUUAUUAAUUUGUAUAAAAUUAGUUUUAACAUCACCAAUUUUAUUUUAUCCAGUCAUAGGUAUAGAUUACAACUCCGUAUCAUAGUAAAAUACAUCAACUACCGAUUAAUUGUUAUUCCAAACAUCUGUCUGUGAUUAUAAUGUCAAGCAAUUAUACGUGAUCGGUACGUAGAUGUGAGAAUAUAAUAGUGAUUAUUUAAAAAAAUGAAAAAACAAAAAAAAAAAUGAGCGAAAGUCUUGAGAGAAUGAUUAUUUAAAAAAAAAAAAAAUUAUGAAUUUAAUUAAAGUGUUGGCAUUUAUCAACAUAUUACUCUUGUCGCUGGGACAUUUAUUUGCAUUUUCGAUGAUCCAAGGACUAUUUUAUUUAUAUUAUUAAUUAAAUAAUAAAUAAAUAAAUAUAUAUAUAGAUAUUUGUAUAUUUUAAAAAUUUUAAAUGUAACUGCUGACUCAAGCGUCAAGUUUUAUCCAAAGAGAUGCCUCGAUAUCAUCGGAUGUGUGAAUGCGUGUGUAAAAUGAGAUUUAUUAUUAAUAAUAAUAAUCGUUUGAGAUAAAUAUUUGUGUGAGAGAAAAGAUAUAGAGCAGUUUUUAGCUAUUUCCAUUAUUCAAUUCCAUAUUUAC
This is a messenger RNA of Microplitis demolitor, 2250 nucleotides long. RefSeq names its product mitogen-activated protein kinase 1 (gene rl). The record is from RefSeq and is a predicted model, not a curated record. Gene Ontology annotation, biological process: intracellular signal transduction; protein phosphorylation. The transcript is spliced from 4 exons. Gene Ontology annotation, molecular function: MAP kinase activity; ATP binding. Lineage: Eukaryota; Metazoa; Arthropoda; Insecta; Hymenoptera; Braconidae. Gene Ontology annotation, cellular component: cytoplasm; nucleus. Bases 180 to 1277 code for a protein of 365 amino acids.